Molecule: messenger RNA, 3750 nt
Organism: Effrenium voratum
Lineage: Eukaryota; Dinophyceae; Suessiales; Symbiodiniaceae
Source: the annotation of a GenBank genome assembly
AUGGCGGAAAAGAAGACCUUCCGAGAGUUCACUUCCGUGAGGGCCUUCUAUGACAUGAACAAGCAUCCUCAUGGCUAUCGCUAUGUUCGACUACUGCAGGCUCAGGAGGACAAGGCGGCAGGGGCAUUGAUCGGCUUGUCCACUGGUUGGGUCCCUGCCACGGUGGCCGAAGACUUCAGCGGCGAUGGCGAGGUGCUGGUCAAGAUGCACGGGCACUUUGACGACGUCUUUGAGCCGAAGCCGGUGGAGGACAUGCACUGGAGGGUCCACCCCGACUUGAUCAUUCCUCGGACUGCGAAGGCGGCAUCCAUCGAGCUCUCUCUGCUGGUGGUGCGCUGGAAGCAGUAUUAUCCAGGAACCAGGGCAUCACGGAGUCACAACGUGCUGAACGAGGAUAUGAUCAAAGACGUACUGGAGGGUGCGGGCUCGCUGAAGGAGGCCCUGGGCAAAGGGCAGUACGAGAUCUUCACCGUCUUCGCCUCGCGGGGCGAGGACCUGGACGCAGUGCCCUCCUUGGUCAAGAAGAUGCGGGGCAAGAGGAAGGCUGCGAUGUACUUCCUAUGGCCAUCCCAAAAGAUGGAGAAGGAGGGCCGGGUGAAGGCCGCAGCCCUGGAGGGUCUGAUGCAGCGCAUGGAGGCGGAUGGGGUGAAGACCUGCUGGCCGCACCCCUUGCCGCUCUACCAGGACAUCGUCAGCAAGAGCUGGGCGGCACGCGAGUGCGCGGCCCCGGAGCUGCGGAUCCCCAACACCACGGAGGUGCGGCUGAGCGACGGCUCCGCCGCCCAGGCGAUCGAGGAGCUGCAGGCGCUGGCGCGGCGCCAGGGUAGGGAGCCCCGCUCCAAGGAGGAAUAUGCUGGGGUGGCGAAACUGGGAUACGCGUGGAUGGGGGAGAGCGUCAUUCCCUUCGUGGGUGAGGAGAACUUGACGAGGGCCCUGAAGAAGCUUCUGGACGGAGCCGAGAAGGAGGCGAAGUGCCUGGUGCAGGAGCGCAUUGAAAACGUGCGCUGCGAGAUGCGGGCCUUCUGCUGCAGGGAUUACGCGAACUCCGAGGAGCGCUAUGCCAUCAAGCUGCUGAACAUUCAGAUGAAGCCCCCCACCCACCAGACCUGGGAUCCUACUUUCCGCAUGGCCGAUCACAGAACCUGGACUGAUGAUGAUCUCGCGCGGCAGUGUUUCGGUGGCGACAAGAAGCUGGUGGCCAAGGCGAAGGCUGCGGUCCUGCAACUCACAGAGCGGUGGAUGGAUUGGUUCCGGCGCAAUCACAGUGAGCCACACGUGAUCCGGAUGGACUUCAUGGUGUCCGUCCCGGCUCCCGGCGAUUUUGAGAUCCACACCUGCGAGCUCACGGAGUGCGGCGGCUCCACCUGCGGCCUCCACGUGGCCCCCCGCACCAGCGCCACCCUCAACGCCUGCCUGGCCGACGGCGACUUCCCCGAAGCCUUCCCCAAGCCUUUGCCGCCCUUCCAGGAGGAGCGCAAUGAGCGCGACCGGAAAACCGAGAAGCCCGCCACGGCCUCGACGCCGGCCGCCUCGGAGGGCUUGCUGUCGACGCGGCGAGUAGAGCUGGGGGUGGCCAUCAGCGCGCUGCUGGUCUUGAUGGGGCCGCGGCUCAAAGGUCUGAGGGCCAGCCUCGCGCCGCUCCUGGCUUUGGGUCUGCUGGCGGCCUUCUCCGCGAGAGUCGCGGCGAGGCCCAGCUCCCUGCAAAUGCAGGAGGCGGCCGAUGAGGCGCUCUCCAGAGCGCUGGCACAGGCCAGCGCUGGACUGGGCUUGGACCUCACCAGCCUGGAGGCGCCAUCCCACAUGGAGCCAAGCACCCAGUCCCUCGGGAAGCUUCCGAGCGCGGUGACGGUGGCAGGCGAGCCGGUCGCUUCCACCGGAGACAUGAUCUACCUGGGAGGGGGCCUCUACGCCUGCGCUGCACCCGAGAAGCCGAAGAAGAAGCAGGCGUCCAGAAAGCCGCCGAGAAGGCCUGCCUCAGUGAUGCGAAGCGCGUCUGCUCACAUCGUGGGUCCUCAGACGGAGUCCAGCGAGCUCAGUUCGCCGCAAUCACGAGCGCACAGCGAAGGGCAGAUCGGCUUCGCGAACCUAUACUCUGAGCACCGAGGACCCUCGCGGGCCGGCAGUGUUGUGGGCAGUUCCACCACUGCAGUUGGCCCACCUCCAGGCCCGCGAGUUUGGCGGCCUUCAGGCGUCCAGAAGCUGCCAGCCGCCAAGCUGGAGCCGCCCGCCGGCUUCGGCGGCAAGGCCUCGCGCCUGUCCGCCGAGGAUGCGGGCAAAAUGCCUGGAGAGCAUGCGGAGGAGCGCGCGCACUGCCGGCGGUCCAGCGGCAAGGAGGGGGUGAUGCUCUUCGGCUCCAACGGAGUGCUGGCGCACAUGCGGGACCCGUCUUUGGAGCAGCACCAGGCCGCGCCGCCGCCCUCUGGCCCACCCAAAGGCAUCUCCAAACGCCUCGAGGAGCGCAAGGCCGCGAAGCAAGCGCGGGUCGAGGAGGUUCUGGAGGAGCGCGCUUUGCGCCUGGCGACGGAAGCUGCAAUAAGCAUGCAGAAGCGCCAGAAUCUGGCAGCCAGAGCCAAGCAUGCCUCAGCGCCGGACUUGUCUGUGGAGGAGCUGGAAAAGCAGCGGCAGCGAGUGGCCUGCAAGAUGGAGAUCCUGGAUUUCUUCCAUGGGUACAGGAACGCGGUGCACAAAUUCACCGAAGAGCAGCAGAAGGUGCUGCAUGCAAAUCUGCAUGGCAGCGGUCUACACGAGGCGUCCCUGCUGAGAGUUCCAUUCCUAGUUUCAGGCGGACAUGGCCAGAAGGCUUUGAUGGACGCCAAGGUUUGCAUGCUGGGCUCUUCAGCCAUCGCCACGGAGACACUCAAGAACCUAGUGCUCCCAGGCGUGGGCCACUUCACCGUGGUAGACGGUUCGAUCGUGGAGCCAGCCGAUCUGGGUCAGAACUUCUUUCUGGAGGAAGCUGACCUCGGCAAGCUGCGGUCCGAGGCGGUAUGCCGAUGGCUGCUGGAAAUGAAUCCAGAUGUCCAAGGGACACACUUGGACCUGGAUCCAGCCAAAGCGGUGGCGCAAGGCAAAGAGUUCUUCAGGCAGUUCACCAUGGUCAUAGCGUGCCAAAUGAUGGAGUGCUUGGCCAUCCAGCUGGGCAAGGUCUGCGAGGAGAUUGGCAUCCCACUAGUCCUGGCCACUUCGGUCGGCUUUGUAGGCAAGCUCCGGAUCUACGCGUCGGAGCACUGCGUCUGCGAGACCAAGCCCGACUCAGAGUUCGGCGAUCUGCGGCUCAACGAUCCAUUUCCAGAAUUGAGGAGGUUUGCAGAUUCCAUCGACUUUGCAACGCUCAAUGACUCCGAACAUGCACACGUGCCCUAUGUGGUCAUUUUGAUCAGAGCCUUGGAUACCUGGAGGAGUCGCGGCGAAGCAAGGAAACUUCCCAAGACCUCCGCUGAGAAGGAUGAGUUCAAAGCCAUCGUCUCGAAGAUGCGGCGGAGCCCGCAAGAGGCCAACUUUGAAGAGGCGAUGGCGAAUGCGUACAAGGCCUGGAUGCCCUACGUCAUUCCUGACUCCGUUCAGGAGGUCCUGUCGCUGGUCUCGCAUGCGGGCAAGAGCGACUUCUGGAUCCUGGCGCGAGCGGUGUCCCAGUUUGUCCGCGACUGCGGCAAGCUGCCCCUGGCUGGCAGCUUGCCGGAUAUGACCGCCAGCACCGAUUGGUACAUCAAGCUGCAGGACGAGUCACACCGAAACUCGGAGUCCAUGUGA